Molecule: messenger RNA, 554 nt
Organism: Staurois parvus
Lineage: Eukaryota; Metazoa; Chordata; Amphibia; Anura; Ranidae
Source: the annotation of a GenBank genome assembly
AUGACAAAAUGGAACCCACCAGCAGUGUGAGGAGACCUGAAAGUGGCACAUGGCAGAGUGUGGCGAUGAAGUCAGCAGCAAUGGGAGGCCCAGCAUGAGGAGGCGGUACAGGGGCCCAUGGCAGAGUGGCGAAGCGUAAGCAGAGUUAAAUGAGGCCCAUACAGAAGGCCAUACAGAGCCUAUGUUAAAAAGUACCCCCCAGCAGCAGUGUGGGGAGACGACUAUCAAGAGUCCAAUGGCAGAGUGGCGGAGCAGAAGCAGCUUCAAUUGAAGAAGAAGAGGAUGAGGAUUGAAAGAAGAAGAAGAAGAGGAUGAAGGAAGAAGAAGAAGAAGAUGAGGAUGAAGAAGAAGAGAAGAGAGAGGCGAGGAUGAAGAAGAAGAAGAAGAAGAAGAGGAUGAGGAUGAGGAAGAAGAAGAAUAGGAUGAAGAAGAAGAAGAAGAAGAAGAAAGAAGAAGAAGAAGAUGAGGAUGAAGAAGAAGAAGAAGAUGAGGAAGAAGAAGAAGAAGAAGAAGAAGAAGGGAUGAGGAUGAGGAAGAAGAAGAAGAAGAAGAAG